Molecule: messenger RNA, 2650 nt
Organism: Brassica rapa (field mustard)
Lineage: Eukaryota; Viridiplantae; Streptophyta; Magnoliopsida; Brassicales; Brassicaceae
Product: protein LURP-one-related 14
Source: RefSeq, a predicted model, not a curated record
AUCGUAGAGAUUGCUUCUUGCAAUGCAACUGCUAGUGCAAAGGGAACUCUGAUUAGAAUUUUCAACACAAUGGACGGAAAUCGUCUACAAGAGGUCUAGUAGUAGUUCACUUUUCUUAAUAAUCGUCUGCAAUUCAACUGCUAGUGCAUGUCACAUUUUUGUAGGCAUUGGUUGAGCAAAAUAUCUGUCAUCAUGAUUCAUAGUAUGUCACAUUUUUUGAACCUGGAAAUAGCAGUUACUUAGUUGUUUUGUUUCUAAUUUUAAACAACAGCUUAUUUUUGGGUUUAGCAAUCUAGGGUUGAGAAUAAAACUCUGGUUUAAAAAAAAAACUAUCCUGCAAAUUUGUUUUCCAGUUGAUAUAUAUUGCAAAAAAUUAUGACAACAAGUUUUUGAUAAAUUUUCAUAAUAAGGAGAGGGAUUAACAAGGGCUCUACAGCAAGAGCCUUUCAUAAUCUUUUGCAAUAUUCAUCUUCUUCUUGUUGUGUUUAUGCAAAACAGAAUCAAUGCCAAAGAAUAAGAAAACAGAAUGGCAAGUAGGAGAUCCUACAAUAAGCAUAGUGGGAGAUCAAUUCUGUAAUCCAUACCCAAUGGACCUAAUGGUGAAGAGGAAAGUUCAAAGUUUCUCAAAAGAUAAUUACCAAGUGUUUGAUCCAAGUGGAAACCUUCUCCUACAAAUUGACGGACAAGCUUGGGGGAUUAACCGUAAAAGGGUUAUGACUGAUCCAGCUGGUUUCACAAUCCUCACAAUGCGCCAAAAGGGAAUGACGUUGAAGAACAAAUGGGAAGUGCAUGGAGGAGAGAGCAAAGAGAGAGAAGACUUGCUGUUCACGGUACAUCAUUCUUUAGCGGUGUCACUGAAAACAUCGGUGGAUGUUUUCUUGGCAGAGAACAAUAAUGUCAAGAAGAGCAAUACUUGUGAUUUUCAUGCUUCAGGUGGAUACUCGAAUAUCUCAUUCAAAGUUUUCAAAUCGGAUGCUCUCAUCGCUGGGGUAGGGGUCACGCAUAAGUUUACAUGGGGAAGUUUCUGUAAAGGGAAAUGUAAUUUUAGGGUGAGAGUAAAUCCAGAGGUGGAUUAUGCUUUCAUCAUUGCUUUGCUUGUUAUGGUUGAUGACAAUGAGAAUUGAUGUUGGGGCAUCUUCAACAUCUUAUGUUUGGUUUGUAUAUGUAUUCAUUUUUUUCAAGACGUGGGAACUUUUUCAUUGUAAAAUAUUAUUUGUGGACUGCUAUUGAAGCAAAUCUACUCUUUUGAUAUCAAACAAACCAAUUUUAAUCAAACCUCAUAAGAAACUCAUAACCAGACGCAAUAAAAUCAAACAUGAAGUAAAACCAACACUACACACCAGCAAAUGAUUAAUAAGUAAAGCUGCGGUUAGAUAGAGAUAUGUUUCGGUGAGAGCAUCUUCUUCAAGAUCCUCUGCCUUCAGCUUUUCCUUCACCCUCAACAACAUAGUUGUCUUCCGUGAAUCUUGCCAACAAUACCAUGAUAAAGAUCAGAGAAGAGGUAAAAGAAAAAUUCUAUUCGAAGUUUUUGUAUGCGGUUCGCACCAGCGGAGUCAUGCUAUCAAAUUCCUUGAGAACGUCAGUUUUGCGAUGUCUUCUUCAUCGAUAGGAGCAGCAAGGUCCUAUUAAUGGGAAUAAAAAAAUUGACUUAGCAUACUUUAUGUAAGCUAUAUACUUACAUAAUCACUAAAAAAAAAAGCAACAUAGGAAAAAUUGACGAAACAAGGUAGUUUUUCUUUUUGAAUGAAUGUUAAAUUUAUUUAAGAAAAAAAAACUCCUUUAUAAUGAAUGUAACUUAAGCCAAAAGUUAUGCUGAAACAAGAUUUGAGGCUAAAACAAUUCUAAUCUCAUCCAAAAUGAAAACCAUGUUUCCAUGGCCCUUUCGCACCUACUGACACCAUUGAGAGGCAGACUUGAGAUUCUGUUCCUGAGACUAUUUUAUCAAUACCUUUAACCAGAACUGCAGGAGGGUUUGGGACAUCUCCAUGCCUUCUUCCAUUCCUCUAUUUCCAUGUCGUAAGAACAAUCCGAAGUAAAAUCUUUUACCUGCUUAACAUCAAACUACCUUGUUUCCUCAAGUUAACUACCUUGUAGAGUGGUCUUGUAGGAAGCAGAGCACGAUCAGCCGUGAACCGGGGGAACAUAUCAUGUGUAUAAGAGACUAUUGAUUUAGUAUCAGUGAAGGCAAGAUUACUGGAAUCGGGUUUGAUUCAUCAACAAUUUCUUUCUAAGAACGUUGGUGAAAUUUUGUGAACCAUUUGGUGUAAAUAUCUAUACUUUAAGCAUGAUAUGUAUUGUUUAGUGGCUGAUAGAGAUUUAUACCAUUGGUUAUUUCGUAUAUAUCAAUUGAGAAAAUAACUUCGUUGGUGUGAAAUCUAUACUUUAUGUGGAAUGAAUUUUAUUUGGUGAGAAACUUGGAAGCUUUAGCCAUUUAUAUGUUGGUUUGUGCUCCGAAAUUAAGCCUAACACUUAGUCUAAUAAAAAAAAUAUGGGAUAAUAGAAGGAAACUACUUGUAGUUUUAUUAUGCUUCAAAACUAAAUAUGAAAUAAACAACAUAAUCUAUGUACUAAACUAGAUUACAUGCUGCCCAAAAAAAAAAAAAAAAAAAAAAACUAGAUUACAUUAGCUAGAAAAUUGAAAUUAUAAGCG